Messenger RNA from Cajanus cajan (pigeon pea), 264 nucleotides. The record is from RefSeq and is a predicted model, not a curated record. NCBI's taxonomy places the organism in Eukaryota, Viridiplantae, Streptophyta, Magnoliopsida, Fabales, Fabaceae.
AUGACAAUAAAGAAGCGCUUAUUGGGAGGCAACCCAGCCAUUUUGUUUAUUGAAGGUAACUGGAAGUGGGAGCGUGAAAGGAGAACAAAAUAUGCUUCUUCCAACCUUGCGGAGCAUAGCCCUGCGGAGGGUACCCUUGUGGAGGGUACCCUUGUGCAGGGUACCCUGGUGGAGGAUAAGGGUCCUUUGAUGGAUACCCUAUACCUUGUGGAGGAGGAACACCAACCGGAGGCUGUUGCUGAUGAUCGUAGUAGCUCAUGGUGA